GAUGGACACGUGAGGAAAAGCAUGACCCUAGCUGUUGACAGUUAUCACUGUACAUUACGACUUUUGGAAGCGGACGUGCUAUCCUUCUGUGCUAAAAUGUAAUUUCUAAGUGUAAUAAUAGUCAGAAUUAUAUUUCAAAACAUGGACAAUGAAGACAUACAUCCGUGUAAAAGGAUGAAGGUGGACCCAGCCGAUCGUCAUCUGAAUUUCUCCAUCUCCCCAGAGGAGUGUGAAAUGCUGUGUGUAAAGAAACCAAAGAUACCAAGGGACCCAAUGUCCCACAGAAUUAUCGAGAAGAGGAGACGGGACAGAAUGAACAACUGUCUUGCAGACCUCAGUCGACUUAUUCCUUCAAAUUAUCUAAAACAGGGUCAAGGUCGCAUUGAGAAGACGGAGAUUAUUGAAAUGGCUACACGACAUAUCUCACACCUCCAGAAAUUAAACAAACUCUUUGGAGAAAACGAGGACAUGAUGAGUCAUGAUAAGAAGCAGUGUUGUAAAGGAAAGUUUUACUUGGGCUUCAAAGAUUGUCAGGAUGAAGUCAUGCGAUUCUUUGUGGAGCAAGAGGGAUGGGAGGCAAACGAUCCUCUGUGCUGUAAAAUUAUGUUACAUCUGAGUCAGUCCAGUAGCAAGUUCAUCAGUUCAGCUUCAGGUAAAACAUCAAACCCCUGUGGCAUGGAUGAUGUUAUCAUCACAGACGAGUGUAGCAACCAGAGUUUGUCCACUUCAGAUCAGGGUUCAUAUUUGAUGUCUGAUUCUGGUAAAUAUUCAGUCCAUCCAGAAAUGUCUCCACUCAAACACAAGGACAAUUCAGAAGGUUACAUAUCAGACUUUCAACAGCAUAACAAUAGCCACAUGACUUUGGUGAAACCUGAAGAUGGUUGUUUGGGUGCUUUGGAUGAGGCAUGUUUAACGUAUACGGCACAGAAGGUGCAUGAGAAUAGUGCCUCCUACCCCAAUAGACAAGAGUAUGACAGCUGUAACAGUAGUGAUUUCAGCUCUGUCAGCAAAACUAACGCUGCCUCAGACUUUGAUCAAAGCGGCAGUAAUGUGUACAAAUUCAAGCACAACAUCACAAAGCGCUUUUCGCAAGAGGAGAAGCACCACAAUCCGACUGAAGCUAGAGAAACGAGAAACUGGCACUCGGGUGAUGGCGUAAGUAAACCGAACAGAAAGGUGUCACGUCAUCAGUCGCGCAGUCCAAGCUCAGACGAUACCGUUUAUCCCGAUUCCAGCCACAGCUCAGAUGGAGUCGAACGCCGGUGUAAGACGAGUCUGAAACUGCCUAACACCAGCAGCACUCCAUUGCCUGCAUUUGUGCUGCACCCAAAAGGAACUCAUUACAUACCACUGUCAAUCCACCCAUCUCACAUCAAAAAUAUCCUUCCCAAAGAGUCUUUGAGAGACAAUUCAAGCCUUCCCGCUUUUCAUCCUAUCAGUAUUCCUGUGAACUUUUCAGGUCCCUGUGUUUCCAUUAAGAACUUCUGUUUACAGCCCUCAUGCUCCGUCAACGGUGAAGAAACAGCAGAACAGUCAGACCAGAUUCUGCAAUGUUGUUGAUAACUUUGAUAAGAUGUUCUACGUUAUCAUAAUAGAAUCUCUAGUAUAGUAAAAGACUUGUAUCAUUCUAGAGAUGAAAAUUUUACUGAAGACGAUUUCAGUCUGUUUAAUGUAUGUCAGUACAAUAGAUGAUGUUGUGAAUGAUAGCUCUGUGAAUCUAGAAAAAUGUUAAUUCGCCAUACCUGUAAAUUCCCUAUCAGGAAAUAGGUAGAAGUGCCAUUGUUAUUGCUGAAGUUAGACUUCAGAGUUUCCUGCUACAUAUUCUAUACAGGGGUAACCUCAUUUAAAUAGCCUGGAACUACGUUCUGGUUGACAAAGAAUGAUCAGGCCAGGUUUAACCAGUAAUCUUUUUGUUGAAGGUUUUAUUCCACCAAAUUUGACAAAGGAAAAUUGGCAAUAUUGUACUAGUUCUUCAAGCACAGUUAUGUUUCUUUUAAUAACUUUUUUUUACUUUCUUUUCAGUUUUUGUCAUGGUUUCCAAAAUAUAGGUAUUUUUGUGCUUAAAAGUAUCGCUAAAUUCCAUAGCUGAAUAAAUUUUUUUUAAUUUAUGAAUAUUUAAGCAUUAUCUUAAAAGAUGUUCAGAUAUUUUGUUUCCAUUUUAGAGGCAAAAUACUCCAUUUUAAAAGUAAGAAAAUAAAUUUUUAACUGUUUUUAAAACUUUUAGAAAGAAUUGCAUUUCUUAUUAUUAGUUUGUUGAAGACAUCACAUGUUCAAUGUGUUUGGUAUAUAAGUGUUAAAUGUUGUAUUUUUAUUUUAUUUUUAUUUUAUUUUGAACAAGCAAGAGAGCCAUCAUCUUGAUAUUGGGCGUGUGGUAUGCUGGAAAUUUUAUGCCUGUGAAAUCUGUUCAAAUGCAUAAACUAGCUUAGUCUCUUAUUGGAAUGAAGAAGUAUUGAACUUCUACAUAAAUGAGUUAGACCUACUUCAAAGUUACAAGCAUUACUAGUAGGUGACUGAUACAGGCCCAUUGGGCCACUUUUUAUUGGAUUGCUAAAUAAACACAGAUUAUGUUGACUAUAAGAUGAAUACAAGAUUUGAUGCUCUUGCGAGGGGCGACAUGGAGUGAUCUCAAAAAAGUCGUGGAAUCUUAUGCCAGACUUGAGAAAACUUUAUCAUACCUUCAAUGGAGUGAAUGAUUGCCGUCUUCUUCCUCCUCUGGCCUCUGACAAUGAUGUUACCUCAAUGAAUGGCAUUGUUUUCAGUGACAUAAUUACACUGUUGACAUGACCUCCUACAAUUAUCAUGUCAGGGGGAUCCCUUUGUCUCAACCCUCUCUCAUGUGUAAAAAUGUUGAUCUGUCUGUUUGUGGUAAGAGAAAAUUUGAGAUAUUGAUUCUGCAGAUACUGACAGCUUUCAUAUGAUGUAGAUGUACAGAAGUUUAGAAGCAAGGGAACAUUUGUCAUUGUAUAACACAAAAUUUAAAGUCCCUAUUUGUAAUUUUGUAUCCCCAACUUAGUAAGGGGUAUGUAGUUAAUAUUUUUGUGUUCCUAUGGUAGUGAGUCCAUAUGUCCGUAGUAAAAUAUUAUGUACAAAAUCAAUCAUGAACUGCUGAAAUAGUGAGUUCAUAUUAACAACAUACUACCACUCAUAAAAUUGGUGGUCAUCAGUCCAGUUUUAAGGGUCAAAGGUCACUAGACAACUUUUUGAAAUAUUUUGUCUGUUAUAACCAUUUCCAAAUUAGAGGGCAUGCAUUUGUGAGGCCCUAAGCAAUUAAUCCGAGAAGUUUCCCAAUUUUUACUUUGGAAUAUUGCAAAAUCUAGUUAUCCUGUUUAAAAUAUAACAUCAAACCAUUAUGCCCCUUCUCAGCUUGAACGUAGUGGAACUGAUGGCCACUUGUGUUGUGCCUAUUAAGACUUGUCUACAAUCUUCUCCAGUCUUUAAUGGUAACAAUGGGAAAUAAAGGAAGCCAUAUUGGCUUAUAUGUAGUGAUA
Messenger RNA from Pecten maximus, 3488 nucleotides. RefSeq lists its product as uncharacterized. The coding region runs from base 142 to 1560 and encodes 472 amino acids. Gene Ontology annotation, biological process: anterior/posterior pattern specification; regulation of circadian rhythm; regulation of neurogenesis. Gene Ontology annotation, cellular component: nucleus. The transcript is spliced from 6 exons. Lineage: Eukaryota; Metazoa; Mollusca; Bivalvia; Pectinida; Pectinidae. The record is from RefSeq and is a predicted model, not a curated record. Gene Ontology annotation, molecular function: DNA-binding transcription factor activity, RNA polymerase II-specific; protein dimerization activity; RNA polymerase II cis-regulatory region sequence-specific DNA binding.